This is a messenger RNA of Argentina anserina (silverweed cinquefoil), 1241 nucleotides long. RefSeq lists its product as uncharacterized. The coding region runs from base 92 to 1057 and encodes 321 amino acids. Gene Ontology annotation, molecular function: prostaglandin-E synthase activity. The record is from RefSeq and is a predicted model, not a curated record. NCBI's taxonomy places the organism in Eukaryota, Viridiplantae, Streptophyta, Magnoliopsida, Rosales, Rosaceae. The transcript is spliced from 6 exons. Gene Ontology annotation, cellular component: mitochondrion.
UCAUUUCCCAGCCCCAAAACCCUGACUAAACCCUACGCAACUUCUCCAGAAUCGCAGAGCUGAGAAAUCUGUGCUUCACAAUUCGAUCGUGAUGAGAAGGAUCAACGGACUCGCUUUCCUCGGCCGCACCGCCGCCGGUAUUGGUGGAUCCACCAGAGUCGGCGGGGCAACUCCACAGCGGCUGGUUCAAGCGGCGACGAUAAGCUCAUCCCGCUCGAAUUCGACUCCGCUCUGGUCCAGUCAAAGCUCCGGCGAUCGCUUUGGCCUGUCAAAACCGUCUGCGGCGGCCGGAUGCGCGAUGUGGUUCUCUACUUCUGCAGCCCAAGAGGUGCACUCUCACGUCGCCGCUGAGAGGUUUGCUCCGAACGACGUCGUUCUGUACCAGUACGAAGCAUGCCCUUACUGCAACAAGGUUAGAGCAUUUUUGGACUAUAAUAACAUUCCAUACAAAGUUAUGGAGGUUAAUCUGAUGAGCAAAAAGGAGAUCAAGUGGUCUGAUUACAAGAAGGUGCCGAUACUGAAAGUUGAUGAUGAACAGAUGGUUAAUUCUUCAGAUAUAAUUGAUAAGUUAUCGCAGAGGAUGAAUCCGGAGAGCAAUGUCGGAGAUAUUGAGGAAGAAAAGAAGUGGCGCCAGUGGGUGGAUGGUCACUUGGUGCAUGUUCUAUCACCAAACAUAUAUCGAACUCCUUCAGAAGCUCUUGAGUCAUUUGAUUACAUCACCAGUCACGGGAAUUUCAGUUUUUCCGAAAGGCUAGUGGCCAAGUAUGGUGGAGCUGCAGCAAUGUAUUUUGUAUCAAAAAAAUUGAAGAAGAGACACAAUAUCACUGAUGCUCGUGCAGCUUUGUAUGGAGCUGCAGAAACUUGGGUGGAUGCUCUCAAGGGCCGGCAGUUUCUUGGUGGCCCAACUCCUAACUUGGCUGAUCUUGCUGUAUUUGGUGUCUUGAGGCCGAUUCGGCACCUUAAAUCUGGCAAAGAAAUGGUGGAAAACACCCGGAUCGGUGAAUGGUACAGUCGGAUGGAGAGUGCAGUGGGGAAAUCUGCCAGAAUCAAUGCCUAAAGGUGGAAUAAAUUAGUUGCUUGAGAAUAUUGAUAUUUGACUCUACUUUAGCCACUGAUUCUCCAAGUCUUAAGGAAUCACUAAUAAGUUCAAACUCUAGCACAUAUCUUAUAGCUGUAUUACAUCAUAUGCUAUUCAACCUUCACAAUAAGUCUUUUUGGGAGUUCAGUUGUAUUUUAGUUUA